Penicillium nucicola is the source of this 1656-nucleotide messenger RNA. RefSeq lists its product as uncharacterized. The record is from RefSeq and is a predicted model, not a curated record. The transcript has a single exon. Gene Ontology annotation, biological process: phospholipid homeostasis. NCBI's taxonomy places the organism in Eukaryota, Fungi, Ascomycota, Eurotiomycetes, Eurotiales, Aspergillaceae. Gene Ontology annotation, molecular function: aminoacyltransferase activity. The coding region runs from base 1 to 1656 and encodes 551 amino acids.
AUGCCCCAUUCCCCAUCGCCAAAUCUUGAGGCAACCUCUCCGAUCACCAGUAACCCCUUCGUCGACCCAAUUGCAGACCCACCAAAGUUCGACAUAGCUAAUGCAGCGGCUGUUGAGAAUCAGCGACGACGAAACGGUCGCAGGGGGAUUGAUUCUGCCAAAGUUGUGGUACCUCAACCGAAGAAAAGGCUGUUCUUCAAUGAAAUUGGUGAUACUCUAGCGGACCAACUCUCUGUGGACCCUGAUCAAGACAAGAACCAAGGUUUCCUGGGCUUCUCUACUCUCAAACGUGUACACGGUAGCCUCACCAUGACACCAAUUGCCUCACCAUGCGUUUCCUCCGGGGAUAGCAACAGUCGCAUGCUAACAGGAUAUUACGACACACCACUCAAAAGUUGGGACAAUCUCACUCAUGAAUAUGAGAUUACCAUUUCACCUCCCUUGACAAAAGCUGACUCUGAGUGCCAUCGUGGAGGUUCUCCUCAUAUUCGGUCCAAGCCCCAGUCGCACUUGAGCGUGUUUAGCUUGGAUAACUUCUUUGCGAUGACAGCAAUUGAACAACUGACAGAGUGCUACGGAAAGGUCGCUCAUAUGGGUAUCUUGGAUCCCAGCUACCGUUUCUUUGUAAAUGAAACGCGUACCGCAGCACUGUCCUUUAAAGUGCAAAACGGGAUCGCAAUCGUCGGUGGAGAUCCGCUGUGUGAACCGAGUAUGAUUCCGGCUCUUCUAGCAGACUUUGCAAUUUAUAGACGACGGCAUAGCUGGGGAAUAGCGUUUCUGGGAGUCAGCGAACCAUUUGCACGACACUACGCCAAAGCACACGGGUGGACGACAAUGAAAUUCGGAAGAUCGCGCGUCCUCAAUCCGCAAACAAACGAUGUACUUCUCGAGCGCAGUGGAAAGCGAAUCCUAACACAGACCAGACAGCUAUUGGACCGUCGCAAGGGAGGGAUUGCACUUGGUGUUUACGCACCUGCAACACACGGGGUAGAUCGCCAGCUGCAAAUGGAGCUAUUGGCCAUAUACGAAGCCUGGCGCACAGAUCGCAACAUCUCCGGCAUCCAGCAAGCUUUUAUAACUGUAUAUGAUCUCUUCGCGCUACCAGCGAUGAUGACCUUUGUUUACACCCGGGACCCUGACGGCCGCCCCAACGGCUUCGCUGCCUUACGCCGCCUCGGAACAGUUGGCUAUCACCUCGAUCCCUGCAUCGCGAUGCCAGGAAGUCCCAAAGGCAUAAGCGAUCUUCUUGUCGUCGCCUGCAUGGCCCUUCUUCAUCAUGCCGAUGUUUCAUAUUUAGGCCUCAGCUUCGAACCCCUUGAUUCCAUCUCUCGGGGAGAUAUCGCCGGCGUACCACCUCUAGUCUCUCAUCUAAUUUGUGGCUUGUACCGCCAUGUAGUUCAUCGCCUUCCUUUGCGCGGCAAAAAAGCUUACCACGAUAAAUUCCGACCGGAUUCGUCCCAGGACUCUGAAAUUUAUCUUGUGUUCCCAAGAUGCAUGACAUCUCCGCGCAACUUACUAGCAAUGGCACAUAUGGCGAACAUCAGUUUGUGCAACGUCUUCUGGGAAGAUAUUCGGAAAUGGGCUUCUAAGUGCAGGAAAAAGUCUUCGUCAGAAAUGCCGUCAGAUAAAAGGCGCAGCACCAAGGAGAAUGUGUAA